Messenger RNA from Monodelphis domestica (gray short-tailed opossum), 8296 nucleotides. Lineage: Eukaryota; Metazoa; Chordata; Mammalia; Didelphimorphia; Didelphidae. The record is from RefSeq and is a predicted model, not a curated record.
CUUUUAAAACAACCCUUUAUAUACUUGUCAGGCGCCCCUUCUCAGUCUUAGCUUUGCUGUCUGGGAGAACCCCGUUUUGCUGCCUACCUCUGACAAAGCAUACCUUAUAUACGAAGUACUGUAAAGAGAGGAACCUCUGUGGCUGUAGCCAAACACCCUCAUAACAAGUAUAUAUGGCACUGAGAAGAGAGAAUGGGGAGCACUUUCCCAAAAUAACCCACUCCCCACCCCAGGGGAACCCCUCAACAGCGUGAGAUUAGGGUUUUGGGGAAUACUUGACUUUCCUCAGAAAAUACCUUCUCUACACCCUCUUCCUAUACACUUGGUCUAUAUAGGGGUGACAUUGGAGAGAUUAGAUUAUAUUUGAGAGGAGCAUUGCAGGCAGGGUUUUUGUAGUGGUGGUUGGUUAUUAUUUACUUAAUGACUUCAGCCAGAGAAAUUCCCGAAGAUUCCCCAGGCCAAAUCCUGGUUUUUUUUUGUUUGUUUUGUUUAUUUAUUUAAUUAAUUUUUUUUAAUGGGAUGAUUUUAGUGAGUGUGAGGGGAUGGAGGAAAUGAGCCUAAGGAACUGAACUACUAGUUCCUGGGGGGAAAAUGGGGGUAAAAUGCAAUUGAAAAGUCCAUUUUACCUUAUCUUCCCCUCCCCACCUCUCCUCCACUUCCCCUGUUGCAGGGUUUUGUUUAUAUAACAAGUAGUUCAGCUGGAUUCUCCUGAAGAAUUCCUUCAUUUAUUUAUUUAUUUAUUUAUUCAUUACUAUUUUUGAUUGGAUGAUUUGUCUUUUUUGUAAAGGGUGGGUAAUACUAUUGAGUAUUCAAUUAAAAUACUUGCCUGAGUUUUAAAGUAGUAUUAGAAAUUUUGGUUUGUAGGUGGGGGGAUGGGUAGAUGUUUGCCAAAUUCGGAGAUAUUUCAUGUUUUAGGAACCAGAAGGUGGUUUCCCCCAACCCUACCCCACUCCAGAGAACUUGUAAGGAAUUAGCAGCUGGAGAUAUUAAAGUUUGGGCCCGAGUUGUUGUUGGUUUUUUUUUUUGGGAGGGGAUAGUGGUGGUUGUGAGAACGGACAAAGAAAAAGGUUUAGGGAAUGAAUAAAUGAGUAAAAUUGUUUCUAGGGAAGAGGUAAACCAAGACAUUGUUUUGUGUACUCUUCCUGCUAUAAGGUUGAGUGUGUAUAAAGGAUGAUAGCAGUCAUAUUGGUGGCUUUUCUUAAGGCUGUAGGAAAACUUGUAACUGUGGAUAUGUGUGUGUUUAGACAAAGCUGCUUCAGAUUUUAGUCUAGUUCAGAAAAUAGGAAAUGACACUGAUUGUGGCAGAAUCCGAGUUAUUUUUAUCCUGGAUUUAGUGUUACUGUCAGACCAAUACAAAUUUUCAGCUAGUGUUUAAUUUCACAGGGAAAGGAACUCUACCUUUAAAAAAUAUAUAUAAUGUUCUUAAAAUAUAUACAUGUGGGUUUUUUAAAGGUUGAGAAUAAGCCCAAUUUGACCUGAGCCUUCCCAAGACUGCUCCUUUUGUUCAUUUAGUAGUUGUGGCAUCAAGAAUGAUUACCGCAUUUAGGAGUAGGGGCAUCUGAGGAGGGGGCUCUGGUGGUGAUACAGACAAAGAAGGGCAGGGUGAUUUUUUUCCCCCUCUUUUCUAAGUGGCUUUAUUUCAUAGUUUGUUUUUAAGUAGGUGAUGAAGAAAGACAAAGAUACAUUGGCUUCCUGUUCUUUCCCCACCUUCACUCUUUGCUGACAAAAGAAAGCAGAGGUGCUUUUAAAAUCACAGGUCUCUUGUACUCUUAACAUUCUAGAGAUUUAAAAGCUAAGGUGUCUUUUCUGUUUUAUUUUCUCUUGACACAAACAACAUGAUCCAGAAAUUCAUAUUUUUCAGAAACCUCUAUAGAUCUUCCUCCUUGUCUUUUUAUGUGUUUUGUGGCUUCCUUCCUUGGAGAUCAGUAGGCCCAAACUGAGCCAUCACUUUUUUAAUAUAAACAAUAUACUCAUAUUUAGCUGAAAUAAAACAAGCCUAGUACUAAAAUAAGUAAAAUUAUGUUGAAAAGGAAAUGAGGGUGUUGAAAAUGAGACAGAGUAAGGGAGUAGAAAAAAUAGGUCUGAUGGAAUGUACUUGCUUGUUGCCCCCACUGGCUCUUGAUUUCUUGGGUUUGUGCUUAUUACCAUUUUCUUUGCAAUCUCUUGUUUCAGCCCAUUUUUGGAUGUCUCCUGUGCAUAAUUAUGCUGCCAGGAUUUACAGCCUGGCAGGGAACCGAUAUCCACUAAAGUAGCAGGGUGUGGGGGCAGGGAGAGGAGAGGAUGGACGUGGAACUCAUGCCCCUGCUUUCCAUGGCUCAAACAGGUUCUUUAGAGACCAUGGCCUCUUGUUAGUUGGAGUCAGUGAUCUUUCUUUUGUGACUGGGUUGGUAGGAGGAGAUCUGACUUCGAAGUUAUUUGUGGAGUGAGUGUUUUGCACCGAUGCACUGAAAUAAUUUGCUGGGUGAUUAUGUUCUGAAACUCUGACUCAUUCAUUGUUUCUCUCUGGUCGUUGUGCAAACCUUCUUUUGGAUCCUAACACUGAUGCUUCUGAGCUCUGUGGAGCUGUUGUCCUAGUCCCAGUACUUGCCUUCACCCAUUGGAGUGCCUUGUGUGUGUGAGGGUGUGGAAGGAAAGGGCCCCUUAUCCGUUCAGUUGGUCAGUGGAGUCUUUUUUUGGGUCAGAACUGGAGUGUUGCUUUUUAAAUUAUAGUUUUAAACCCAGCUGAUAAUUUAGAUUAUACAAGAUCUGGGACUCUUCUGUACUUAACCUAUGAUUUACCCUGAAGGAAUAACCUGUUAAAUUUUCCCUUGGUGGAGGAACAAACUGCUCAGAUUACACCAGAUCCCUUGACCGAGGGGGUUUUUUCACUGUCUCACCCUAUUACACAGCCUUUCUGAUCCUUUUAUCUGUGAACCAGUGGCCUCUGCUAAAUGCCAGAGCUGCUUGUUUUGGGGAAGCGUCUGCAGGAGAAAGGCCACAGGCACAGCUAGGGUUGGCUCAUUGGCUGUUCUGUUACUACCCGGAAACUGAACAGUGGGCGGAGCUGCCCCAACAGCUGAUGGAGUGUGACCAGAGUGUGUUUGUAUACAAAAGAAAGGGGGCUGGUGGAGCCUGGGGAAAGACGCAAAAAACAAAAUACCGGGAGGAUUGGAGGAGUCACCAGAAUAAAGAAUAUUUGUAAGGAAUAGAAAAGUGGGUGUCUGAGAUGUCACAGUAUUUGUAUUUAGGUAGGCGAAUAGUUUUAGAAAGUUUUUGAGUUAACAGAUCAGGACUCUAGAACUGGAAAGACCCCAGAGGCCAUUUAAUCCAGCCUCUUCCAUUUUACAAAUGAGGAAACUGAGGCCUAGGGAUGCCAAGAGACUUGUUCAAAGCUACACAAGCGUGAUCUAUCCUUUGCAACAAAGAAGAAAAAAGAAGGGAAAAAAAUUCAGGACAACCAACCAACAUACCAACUUAUUGAGCAUUGAAAGCAAACAUGAAGUCACAAUCCUAGGAGGACUCAAUGAAUUUGUAGUGAAGUUUUAUGGACCACAAGGAACACCAUAUGAAGGUGGAGUGUGGAAAGUUAGAGUGGAUCUUCCUGAUAAAUAUCCUUUCAAAUCCCCAUCUAUAGGAUUCAUGAAUAAAAUUUUCCAUCCCAACAUUGAUGAAGCGUCAGGAACUGUGUGUCUAGAUGUAAUUAAUCAAACUUGGACAGCUCUGUAUGAUCUUACCAAUAUAUUUGAGUCGUUCCUGCCCCAGUUGCUGGCCUAUCCAAACCCUAUAGAUCCUCUAAAUGGUGAUGCUGCAGCCAUGUACCUUCAUCGACCAGAAGAAUACAAACAGAAAAUUAAAGAGUACAUUCAGAAGUAUGCAACAGAAGAGGCGCUGAAGGAACAGGAAGAGGGCACUGGGGACAGCUCGUCGGAGAGCUCCAUGUCUGACUUCUCGGAAGACGAGGCCCAGGACAUGGAGUUGUAGUAGAAAAAGCCACCUGCUUUUCAGAAAGACUAUUAUUUCCUAACCAUGAGAAGCAGACUAUAAUAUUCAUAUUUAAACAAAGCAAUUUUUUUUAUUACUAAACAAGGUUUUUAUGAAUAAUAGCAUUGAUAUAUAUAUAUUAUAUAUCACCCUUUAGAUCUUGAUUUCUUGGUCAUUUCUCAACCUGAGGUGCAUAGCAUAUUCCCACAUUCCAUUUUGGUAGCAAUAUGCAGCCCGAAUGCAUGCAUUCAUAAGUCCAUUUGGCCAAGUCAACUUGUACGCUACUGAGCCGGCCAUGAAACAGCCGCUGUGAUAGGUAGACGUGAGGACAAAAAAUCCUGCUUCCUCUAUUGGUGGUUCCAAAGAAAAAACCCAACCGACCGACCCUCGGACAUUAAGGUAGACUAGAGCUUUUUCAAGGUAAAGAGGAGAGACGUGGGGAGGGAGAAGGCCUGGUGUGAGCGUGCUUAGAGAGUAGCGGGGCUGCUCCUCCCCUCUAAUGUUGGCGCCCUGUGACGGGCAGUGACCGGGACCCAGGACAGGGAGCUAUCCAUCUGGAGUAGUGACGCUUAAAGGAAGGUUUUUUUUUUUUGACUUGGAUUUUAAGUACUUUUUUAUAUGUGGAUUCCUGCCCUUCAAGCUACAGGGCUCUGCAACCACGAGGGUAUUUGCUUUGGGGACCUUUUGAAAUCCUUUUUCUGGACAUGACUCAUUUUCUUGGUCUGGAUUCUGAGCUCAGAGGGGGAAAAGGAGGGAAAUGACAUGGCUAGUGCUUGGGUUCAUUCAGAGCACACGCACAAUUAGACUCUACUUCUUUGCCAGUUUGAGACUGCUGCCCUUGACUGAGAGCUUUAAACUUGCUCUUUUGUGCUGGAGCUGUGGUUAGACACAUGCUGCAAAUUGUUCUUCAUCUACCAGGAGAGGAAGGGUCUCAUCAUCAAAACGAGUCAUUCUGCUGAGCGUUAGACCUGGGAAGACUGGGCCAAUGGCCACGAAUACUUCGGCACUCUCAUUUCAUUGUUGUCUUUUUCCCCCCCUUCUUCUGCCACCCCUUGGCAGCGGCUUGGCAACCGUCUGCCCCUGGGAGGGGGGAGGGCUAUUGCAGACCCCAUACACAUUCAGAAUUCUAAGAGAAGACAAAUUUGAGCAAAUAAAGGUUAUUCCACCCAAAGUGAUUAUACAUGGGGAAAACAGGUGCAACUUUCUUCAGAUAUAGUUGAAGGGACUCUUCUGAAGGGGGGGGAGGGAAAGGGAGUGGAUGAAAUAUCUUCUCAUGUAGUAGAACAGGUUUUGAAGGUGGAUUUUUUUCCCCCCUGUUAAUGCUAAAAGGGAAUUAGACACUUUAAAAUGCCCACCAAUCAGAUGUAAACUCAGCUAGCUGCAUGUCCAGAGGUUGCCUACAAAGUUCCUUUCAGAUCUUAAUGUUGCCUGCUGUAUUUUAGGGAGUUUUGUGGAGGUUUUUAGACAGCCAGAAAAGUUUUGAUUCUUUUUUUGGUGCAACCAGUAAGGACAGUAGCAGAAUUAGCCAAUAUUGAGACACUUUAAAAACUAACGUUUUGAAUGUCCCAUAGGGCUCAUUCAGUAGAUUUUUAAAAAAAAAUUUUUUUUUCUGAAAUGCAUUUUUAAAAUUAGAAGUACUGUAUUCCACAAGGUUUGAGUCAAUGAGGUUGGAAGAUAUCCUAUCUUUUUUUUUUAAUUAAAAAAGCACAAUCAAUCUCUUUUACUUUGAAAAAUCUAUAUAAAGUACAACUUGCUUUAGCAUGAUUAUUUUCCUAAAUAAAAAGACAUACAAAGAAUUUAUUUUAUGUUAAUUACGGGCAUGACGCAAAAGGUUUUCUUUCCUUUUUAUUUCUUUAAGAUAAAAAAGUGCAGUUACGUAGGGCUGUGGUUAGUUACCGUGCUGAAGUGAUCUAUCUAGCAUUUGUGGCUUGUUGGAAGGGUAGUAUUAACUAUUUAACCUGUAAUGGUGUACGUUAACUCUUAUCUAGCACGUUGUAUUCUCAUUACUUUGGGGGAGGGAGGGUAUCUCUGCUGGCACUGUCUAACAUGCUUACCUGCUGAAUUAGCAGUUUGCUUGUGCUAUAACCUUUACUGUAGGUGCUAUUUAGGGGUAGGCUUAAAGUGCUGGGGUGGUGAUUUCAGUUAAAACAAUAAAAAAUUGUAUUUUUUCAAUAUUGUAUAAACAAUAGUGUUCUAAUUACCUUAAAUUUAUUUCCAGGUAACUAUUGUUUUUAAUCUAGUUAAUAACCAGGUUGCCAGUCCAUAACCAGGUUUGGGGGCAUGUGAACCAGUGUACUUCUCGUCUCCAUGACCAAGGCCCAUUUCUUUAAUUAAACCGACAAGCCAACAAUUCCUUCUACUCUAAAGCACCAGCAUCAGAGGUUUUUAUAGUACAGGGUGCUCUCCUAAGUGAGACUCGUUCUGGAGAUCCAUAAGCCAAUCUGAGCAUUGUUUCAUUGUGUAGCGUGUGUGCCUGUAUGUGUGUGUGCGUGUGCUUGUGUGCAUGAGUGUGUCCGUGUGUCCUUGAUUAGGGUUCUCUGUUAGCUUUCAGGGCCUCUUGCCAUUUCUAUUAUGAACUGCAUGGUGUCCUUUUAGGCUGUACACAUCCUUUCUGAGGGACUAGCUGUGAGUCUGUGCAUGUUUCCUUGGCUCUGGAUGGGAUGUUUUCUCUGUAUGUGGAAACUGGUUUUCUGCAUGUCAGAAAAGAUUGCCUGGUUAACAUUUGAUAUGCCCCGUCUUUGCCCCUUUACUAUGAUGGAGGCCCAUGGGGGGGGGUCCCAUGUAAUAGAGGGCUCUCUGUGUUCCAAGGGAGUCCAGGCACCCCCACCCCCAAUACAGAUGGGGAGAGUAAGCCAAAGUAGAUUUUGCUCUGUCUGUGGUCCAAACCUUUCUGGGUUUCCCCCUUCUACAGCUGAGACCAGGAACCAGUGCCCCCAAGGAAGACCAGACACAUCCAUUUAGGCAAAUAGCAAUGACAAUUUGUUUUCCUUUAUCAGUUCAGGCAGUAGCUGUACUUUCUGAAAUACUACCUUGUGGUUUUAUAGCACCAUGCCAUUCUCUGCCCCUGUUCAUAUGACUGAUCUUAAGCUCUGGCCAAAUCCCAACAAGCAAGAUAGUUUCAACCCAGCAGCAUUUGAUCCUCCAUUUGCCGGCGCUCAAUGGAUUCUUGAACACCGGAGCCUUGUUAGAAGCUAGUGAGUAGUGGUGGGUGACCUAGAAACGGGCACUUUGGCUCCUGUCCUUGCGUGUCCCCCCCGUUCCCCAUGCCCCCGCUUCCAGGUCACCGUACAGUUUUACCCUGGCGUCUCAUCCCUUGGAGGUGGAUCAUAACCAGAAAUUGCCAUAUCUCGCCAGGACCCAACAACCUUCUUUCCACUUCAAAAGAAGCUUUUCUAAUUGCCAACAGGUCAAUGUAAAGUCAGAGAAGUGUUUAAGCUCUGAAAAGGAGUUUAAUCUCAACAAACUCCAUGAACCUCCCAGUUCUCUUUGGUCUGACGUUUGAGUUGUAUUAAGCCUCCUAUUGUGAUGACUGGAAAAAAAAAUGAAAGGAGGCAUCCUCUAUUAAUCCUGAUGAGUGAGAUUUCUAGUCACGGUUCAGGAAUUGGCUUCUAACUCGACUAAAAUUGUCUGUGAGCCUUUUGAGUCUCAUGGACUCAUCCAGUAAAGUUUUUUUUUUAAAUCAUUCAGAAAAGUUAGCAGGGCGUGUGUUUGUGCGUGUGCGUGUGCGUGUGUGCGUGUAUAUUUUUUAAUCAGUACCCCCAAACCAAUACCCUGAAAUCAACUUAGUUCAGAUUUCUAGGAGGGCAGCAUUUCCCUCGUCUUAACCCAUGUUCAUUUUCCCCCUGGUCAUGUGGAACGUUCACAGAGGAUUCUGGAAGGCAUUGGAUUCCUCAUUGGAGUCUGAGUCUUGUGGGUGUCUCAGGGGAUGUGGAAAUAAUGAGCAGCUUUUAGCUAGGUGAGGGUUCUCCACCAUCACUGUAUGCCAUUCAAGGGGGCAGGGUCCUGCUUUUGGGUUUGCCUCAGUUAAGCAGGCCCUCUGGCAGAUCUGUAGGCAUCAUGAGAAAUGGCCGUUAUUUACUGACUGUAUUUGGUACAUAUUGUGUGAUACUUGAAGAGAUGAACGGGGCUUCCAAAGCCCUUCAUUGGAGUCUAAGAUUUUUAUCUUUUUUUCUCCCCCAUACCCUCCUCCCUACCACCUUUUUUUCUUGCAUUGUGAUGAUGUAGUGGGCACAUCUGUCAACAGGACGAAUGCCUCUUCUCUAAGACUAUAACCUCUCAAAUAGUUGUGUAUAAUGAAAGAACUGUAAACUUUUUUAAAUAAAAUGUAUAUACCUUG